Molecule: messenger RNA, 1272 nt
Organism: Phyllotreta striolata
Lineage: Eukaryota; Metazoa; Arthropoda; Insecta; Coleoptera; Chrysomelidae
Source: the annotation of a GenBank genome assembly
AUGAAAAGUUGGUUGAAAAUUUCCCUUGGACUCAGUGUUUUCGGAUUUUUAAAAGAAAUAAGGCCAUCGGAACCGUUUAUCUAUGAAUUUUUAAUUGAUAAACGAUGGAGAAAUGUUACAGAAGACGAAGUCACGUCGAAAGUAUAUCCCGUAGGAACGUACAGUUACCUUGCUCAUUUGGUACUGAUAUUUUUAAUUACUGAUUUAUGCCGUUACAAGCCACUAAUUGUGUUACUGGGAGCUUCUGGUGUUGCUAUAUGGAGCAUGUUAUUAUGGACCAAUACAUUACUAGAUCUUCAAAUACUAGAAGUGAUCUAUGGCACAUUUUGUGCAACAGAAGUGGCAUACUACAGUUACAUUUAUACUAAAGUUUCAACAGAGCGUUAUCAACAAGUUACCUCACACACAAGAGCUGCCAUUUUGGCCGGACGAGCUAUAUCCGGCAUCUUAGCUCAAUUGCUCAUAUCAUUCAAACUGAUGAAUUACAGAGAUCUCAAUUACAUUACAUUUUCAGCCAUGAUAGCUGCAACGGUAUGGAGUUUGUUCCUUCCUUCCGUGCAAAAAAGCAUUUAUUUCCAUCCCGAAGACGACAUGGUGAAACCUUUGAACGCCAAACUAUCCGGAGCAUUCCAUUUGAUGGUCUCGCACUUUAAGUACUCUUUCACCAAUAUGUACGUUCUGAAAUGGUCCUUGUGGUACGCCUUAUCCACGUGCGGGUUCAUUCAAGUCCAAACGUACAUGCAACCACUAUGGACAGUCAUUGUAAAUGAUCCCAACAAAUCGAUUUACAAUGGUGCUGUGGAAGCUGUACUCACUGUAGUCGGUUUCGUGGGGGCUUUAAUAGCUGGCAUAUUCAAAACCGAUUGGAAAGUUAAAGGUGAACUGACUUUAACUUUAUGUUCUCUAUUCCAAGGUUUUAUUAUGCUCUAUUCCUCCAGGACUCACGAGGUUAUGUGGAGUUACGUUUGUUACGUUAUUUUUGGUGGGUUCUAUCAUUUGAUGAUUACAGUGGCUUGCAGCGAGGUAGCGCAGCACAUCAAAGACGACAGUUACGGUUUAGUGUUGGGCGUUAAUACUUUCGUUGCUUUGGUUUUUCAAACUAUCCUAACGGCCGUUGUGGUGACGGAAGGAGUCGGGUUUGCUUUGAAACCUAGAGAUCAGUAUUUCGUGUAUGGGUGUUAUCACAUUUUCAUAGCGGUGCUGUUUAUUUUAAUUGGAUUUAUAGUUUGGUUGAAUAGGUCCAAAGAGUACCGGAAAACUAGUAUUAUUUAA